Messenger RNA from Coccomyxa subellipsoidea C-169, 855 nucleotides. RefSeq lists its product as hypothetical. NCBI's taxonomy places the organism in Eukaryota, Viridiplantae, Chlorophyta, Trebouxiophyceae, Coccomyxaceae. The transcript is spliced from 5 exons. The coding region runs from base 1 to 855 and encodes 284 amino acids. The record is from RefSeq and is a predicted model, not a curated record.
AUGCAGGAGAUCCAACAGGCGUCACCGGCAGGAGCCGGACAGCAGGCUGGACAGCACGCGCAACAGGCCAUAAUCCAACCGAACCGAUUUGAUGCAGUGAAAGCCCUACCGCCAGCCCUCAAUCUCGCAGCGCGCGCAACUGCAGAAGACAUGAAAAGUCUCAAGGCGUACGUCGAUGCGAUAGAUCAGUACGCUGCUGUUGCGGCGGACGUAGACCAGGCAGAGGUGGACGCGUGGGUCGAGUACUUCCAGAGCCACCAAGCUGCAUGCGUCACCAUAGAUAUUAUGGCGCAGCAACCAGGAACACCAGCGGCUCUGACAGAGGCACUGACCACGCUCAGCAAUCAGUUCACCAGUGUCCGGACUGAGAUGCGCGACAUGUCCUCAAACAUCGCGUACACCAUGAAUCGCUUGGCAACCAGCGGCACCGACCGCAUCGCUCCCCCACUGACACCAAAUGGACCCCUGCCCGCGCAUGCAAUGCGUGUGUUUCCUCGCACGAAGGGCCGACUAAUUACGCUGCGGGAUCUGCGCGCACGCCUCCUCUUCUCUCUGUAUAGCACAGAGGACGACCAUGAGGAGGCAGUGGAUGAUGAGCUGUACUUCGGCCGCCCCAGUGAUCAGCCUCCGCUAGCUGCCGGCAACUCGGUCCUUCGGCAGAGGGCUGUGAAUGCACUGGCUGUGCUCAUCCAUGUGUCAAAGCCAUUCCAUGAAGAGGAGGAGUCAGAAUCGGAGUCAGAGGAGGAGGGAGGGGAAGAGGGAGAUGGCAUAGCUAUGGCGACCAUCUUAAGGGGGGGCGUUGGAAUGCCGCAGACGGGCAUGUCUGAUGACAUCAAUGUUGCUGGACCUGCAUAA